AAGUGCCGGUAACUGCAGGAGAAAGAGAGAGAGGGGGAAGCGAGAGCAAAGGCAUCAAGGGGGAGCUGACUAGUCUGCACUAAAUAACUUGUUUGCCUUUCUCUCAAAGAUUGUUAGGUCUCAUCCCACCAGACACUGUCAACCACCCUUUUCCUCUUAUCCGUCUGGUUUCCUACUCCCUCCAGCCAUGGCACCCACUCUAGCCACAGCAUUUGCCCGCCGCUGGUGGAUGGCGGUAACGGCCAUUAUUGAAAAUCUGCUCUUCUCCGCUGUUCUGCUGGGCUGGGGUUCCUUACUCAUCAUGCUGAAGUCUGAAGGCUUCUAUUCAUACCUCUGCAUGGAACCAGGAAACAGCUCAACGGCAAACCUCUCGUUACCAGCUGUGCCUUCAUCAUUGUCGAAUGAUGCAGAGUUUGAUUAUGACGAGUUCCAGCCUGGAGGUGUGGAGGUGGUCCCUCUGAAACAUCCAGAGGAACACCUGAGGAUGAACGGCUGGCUCAUCUGUAAAGAACAGGAUGAGAUGCUGAAUCUGGCCUUCACCGUGGGCUCCUUCCUCCUCAGCGCCAUCACACUCCCGCUCGGAAUCGUCAUGGACAAAUACGGUCCACGCAAACUCCGCCUGCUUGGAAGUGCCUGCUUUGCCCUCUCGUGCCUAAUGAUCGCUUAUGGAGCCAGCAACCCAAAUGAACUGUCCGUUCUGAUUUUCAUCGCUCUGACGUUUAAUGGCUUUGGGGGAAUGUGUAUGACCUUCACUUCACUUACGCUGCCCAACAUGUUUGGUGACCUGCGUGCCACCUUCAUCGCACUCAUGAUCGGCUCGUAUGCUUCCUCGGCUGUCACCUUUCCUGGGGUCAAGGUGAUCUAUGACAUUGGUGUGACCUUCAUCACAAUUCUUGUGGUCUGGGCGGCCUGUGCAGGACUCGUCUUCAUCAACUGCUUCUUCAACUGGCCCCUGGAGCCUUUCCCUGGACCCGAGGACAUGGACUACACUGUCAAGAUCAAGUUCAGUUGGCUGGGAUUUGACCAUAAGAUUACAGGAAAGCAGUUUUAUAAUCAAGUGACGACAGUGGGCAAGCGUCUUAGCGUGGAUAACACUCACAAACAGAAAGAGCUUGCCAGAGAGGGUCAGAAACUUUGUCUGUCCACCAUGGACCUGGAACUGCAGUGUGAGACCAAGGAGGAAACUCAGUCAUUCAUGAAGAGUAUUUUCAGCCCUCUGUUCAUGUUGAGUCUGGUGACCAUGUGUGUGACUCAGCUGCGUCUCAUCUUCUACAUGGGAGCCAUGAACAACAUCUUGGAGGCCCUCAGCGGAGGAGAUCUUAACACAGUUGAGAAAAUGGAAUUGGUGAGCCUAUACACCUCAAUUUUUGGAGUGAUGCAACUCUUGUGCUUGAUGACGACGCCGGUCAUCGGUCAAAUGAUGGACUGGAAGCUGAAAGAAUGCGAUGAUGGAGAAAUCGAUGAAAAAGAGCCCAACAAGGUUGAACCCCAGCCCAAACGCAGAGACAAACAGAUUCAGAAAGUCACCAAUGCCACGCGUGCCUUCAUCUUCACCAACAUCCUCCUCGUCGGCUUUGGCAUCACCUGCCUAAUUCCCAAUCUCCCACUUCAGAUGCUCUCAUUUGUCCUUCACACCAUCGUCAGAGGCUUCAUCCACUCCGCCAUCGGAGGACUUUACGCUGCUGUGUACCCAUCAUCUCAGUUUGGUAGUCUGACAGGAAUGCAGUCAUUGGUUAGCGCUCUGUUCGCUCUGCUGCAGCAGCCUUUGUUCAUGGCCAUGAUGGGACCACUGCAUGGAGACCCGCUCUGGGUGAACGUUGGUCUGCUGGUUCUCAGUAUGAUGGGCUUCUUGUUACCGCUCUACCUGCUGUACUUCAGGAGAACUCUGCACAAAAAGAGGAAGGAGAAAGAAAAUAAUGCUAAAAUCUAUCUGAAAAUUAACGGCAGUGACGUACCAGAGGCAUUUGUGUAAAAAAGCUAAAGAAAAAAAGCAGAUAAAGGGAAAAACAAAGG
This is a messenger RNA of Rhinichthys klamathensis goyatoka, 2013 nucleotides long. RefSeq names its product solute carrier family 43 member 2b (gene slc43a2b). NCBI's taxonomy places the organism in Eukaryota, Metazoa, Chordata, Actinopteri, Cypriniformes, Leuciscidae. Gene Ontology annotation, biological process: transmembrane transport; neutral amino acid transport. The record is from RefSeq and is a predicted model, not a curated record. The transcript has 15 exons. Bases 188 to 1972 code for a protein of 594 amino acids. Gene Ontology annotation, molecular function: neutral L-amino acid transmembrane transporter activity; L-amino acid transmembrane transporter activity.